UGUUGCCCUGGAUACCGGACUAAUGGAACAAUGUGUAAACCUUGUCUACCAGGAUCCUAUGGCAUCAACUGCGCCUUCCCUUGUUCAUCGUUAUGUUUGAAGUCCGAGUAUGGUUCCUGCCGCCCUGCAGACGGUCGAUGUACAUGCCUAUCGGGAUACUUUGGAGUCAUGUGCAAAGAGGAGUGUCCCUCUGACCGGUAUGGUCCCGACUGCCAGCACCGAUGUAGCUGUUCAGACACGGCGGCGUCGUGUGACAAGGAAACGGGGCUGUGUCGAUGCGAUCCCGGACAAAGGAACGAGCAGUGUCUAAUGGCGAUGAGUUCAAGAUCCGAUGGCUACACAAGAUCAUCACAUCCUUUGACAUUGCUGUUGUUCUCGUUGUUCCACUUCUUUACGUACAGCUAA
This is a messenger RNA of Asterias rubens (European starfish), 405 nucleotides long. Its product is annotated as multiple epidermal growth factor-like domains protein 11. The transcript is spliced from 4 exons. The record is from RefSeq and is a predicted model, not a curated record. Gene Ontology annotation, molecular function: scavenger receptor activity. NCBI's taxonomy places the organism in Eukaryota, Metazoa, Echinodermata, Asteroidea, Forcipulatida, Asteriidae. The coding region runs from base 31 to 405 and encodes 124 amino acids.